Molecule: messenger RNA, 4525 nt
Organism: Fragaria vesca subsp. vesca
Lineage: Eukaryota; Viridiplantae; Streptophyta; Magnoliopsida; Rosales; Rosaceae
Exons: 11
Coding region: 169-4011 (1280 amino acids)
Molecular function (GO): protein binding
Source: RefSeq, a predicted model, not a curated record
ACGACUGAAAACGGAAAGCCGCCCCGCUCUCUUUCUCUCUCUCUCUCUGCAGCUUCGAGACCCAAUAAAACCCCUAAACGGAACUCUUUUUUCUCAUUUUAUUCAAUUUCGUAUUCCAUCCCAACGCGAUUCCGAAACCCUAAUAUUCCAUCUUAAACUGCGCCGGAAAUGUCGCCGGCGGCGGCGGACUUCCGGUCCCCGAUUACCUCCCCACUAUCCAAACCCUCCGCCCAUCCUCAAAACCCCUCGGACGAGACGCCUUCCUCUAACCCCUUCAAUUUCAAUGCUCUCGGCUCCGACGGUCCAAAUGUGCCGUCACGAUCAGCUCGGUCGCGGCCGAGGCUGGUGAAGCAUAGGAAGCAGCACGCGAGGUCGAGAACUUGGCUGGCCGAGCCGGGCCCGGAGCUCAACCCGUUUCGCUCGGUAAGUGCUGCUGAUACUAGUGCUUCUAAUCAGUUCACUUUUUCGAGUGUUGGUGAGGGCUUUGUGUUUGGCGCUAAAUUGAGCGGUAUUGGUGAGAAGGCUGGGGAUGGUGGAGAUUUCAAUGAACUUGAGAGUGUCGCUAAUCAGGAUGAUUUGGGACCGAGUUCUAGGGAGAGUGGAGCAGCUAAGACUGAUGCAAAUUUGAGUAGCGAAAAUGGAGAAUCUGCUGGAUAUGUUGAGAAUCUUGGUGACUCAGGGUGUAGUUCAAAUGUAGGGGAACGUGAAUAUUGUGAAAAUGAGGGGACUGAGAGUCAGGGAACUGGUAAUGAAGCUGAGGGAAGGAGCUAUAGUGGUGUUGGUUUUGUGUUUGGUUCCAGUUGGGGAGGUUCAAGUUCAUGUUUUCAUUCGCUAAAGAACGACUCUAGUGGAAAUGUGGAAAAUUUGGUCGAUGAAGUUGGCAGCAAGAUGAAAGCUGAUUCUUUCAAAUUUAAUAAUGGGGAGCGCUCGUGCUCAAACAAGGUUCAUGAGGAGGGAAGUUUUGCAUUUGGAAGUGGGGGCUUGACGGAUUCCAAGCUACCUAAUUGUCAAGGUGAGGUGAAACCAAGUGAUGAAGAUUUAGGAGAUUGCAAGUCCAAGUCAAACAGUCUGAAUGAUAAACUGAGUUCUGAUUUCAGUGGCAAGUGUAAGCUUGUAUUUGAAAGUUGUGAGGUAACUGAUGCAUCUAGUCAUAAAAGUACUAACCAUGUUGUUUUUGGAAGCGAGAAUAACACGGCUGGUACCACUGGAGCGACUUCUAGUUCUGCUCAGUUUACAUUUCAGACGGGUCUUGGCGUCCAAACAAAUGGUUGUGCUUCGAAAGCAUCAUCUGCGGGUGGAGUGAAAGGUAAAGAUGGAAGUAUCUUUACUAGCUCUCUAGACGGAUUUGGUGUGUGCUUUGAGGACUUCAACACUCCAUUGCGGUUUUCUUCUUGUCUCAAAGAAACUCUAAUUCCUGAAAUAAAUAAAGCGAACAUCAAUGUGAAGGGUAGAUCAGUUAGGGACAAAAGAUCAAGGAAGACAAGGGCAAAGUUGAAGAAACCUUCUCUGAGUAAGCAACGGCCAGCUCAGGAUAAUGUUCCCAAGGAAAGUAGUUGCCAAGGAACCCCAGACUCUCCUGGUUGUUGCUCCCCCAUGGAUUUCUCUCCUUAUGGAGAAACUAUAGUUGUUGAUCCACAUUUAAGGGAAUCCUCUGCAACGUCUAAUGAUUCCAUCCACCUAGGCAGUGAUACUGCACCUUCUGUCUCCGAUGCAACAGUUACUAUUGGACCUAAUGGUGAUGAGGGAGAAUUGGCUGCUAAAGGUGAUCACAUAUAUGGAAAGGCCGUUGACGAGAAUUCUGGUCAUUAUGGUGAAAGAAUAUUUGUUAACCAUUGUUCCACUAAAGGGUCUGGUUCUGGAGCUGAAACUCCCUGCUUUAGCUCCAAAAAUGAGCAUGUCAACGGUAUCAGUCGUGCUGGUAAGGAUUCACAAGACGUUAGAGCUGAUUUUGGUCUGAAUGUAGAGAAUCAAGAACAGGAUUGUGGAACACCGUGUUUUGCUUCUGGUUUUGAAAAUAUGGAGAAGAAACCAUUCACCUUUGUUGCGUCAUCUUCUGCAGAACGAAGUCCAAUAGUGGCAAGGCGUCUACUUCGCAGAGUGAAAAAUAAGAAGAAAGUCGGUUGUAAUACAUUUGUUAUAACUCCAAGUACAAAUGUUGAGUUUGGAGCUGACAAAUCUGCACCCCACUCUAGCACAUCAUUGUCUUCUGAUGUGGUAGAAAAACCUGAGCCGCAUGAACAAGUUACGAAAGUGCAUAUCCCUUCUACUGAUGCAACUCAUGAGACUUGUGAGAAGUGGCGAAUCAGGGGCAACAAAGCUUAUAGGAACAAAGACUUUUCGAAAGCUGAAGAAUUUUACACACAGGGAAUAGUUUCUGUUCCUUCAAGUGAAAGGUCGGGAAGCUGCCUUAAGCCCCUUUUACUAUGCUAUAGCAAUCGAGCGGCAACACGGAUGUAUAUGGGCAAGAUAAGGGAAGCUUUAGGGGACUGUAUGAUGGCUACUGCGCUAGACCCCAACUUUCUCAAAGUUCAAAUGAGAGCUGCAAAUUUUCAUCUUCUUCUGGGUGAAGUUGAAAAUGCACAACGGUACUUCAAUAAUUGCUUGGAAUUCGGAACUGGUGUGUGUUUGGAUCGAAGAAUUGUAAUAGAUUCUGCUGAUGGCAUACAGAAGGCUCAGAAAGUGACUGAGUAUAUGAAUCGCUCUGCCAAGCUUCUUGAACAGAAAACUACAGAUGCGGCUCUUAGUGCCUUGGAAAUAGUUUCUGAGGCCUUGUGUAUUAGUGACUACUCAGAAAAGUUACUUGAAAUGAAGGCAGAGGCUCUGUGUAUGUUGAGGAGAUAUGAAGAGGCAAUUCAACUGUGUGAACAUAGUAUGUGUUUUGCUGAGAAGAACUUUUCUUCGCUGAACAGUGUAGUAAAUAUGGAUGGUGCCGGAUGUGAAGAUCAUCCAUAUGCUAGGUUGUGGAGGUGGUUCUUCAUAUCCAAGUCUUACUUCCAUUUGGGAAGGUUUGAGGCAGCUCUUAAUUUACUUGAGAAGCUAGAGCAAGUGGGAUCUAUCAAAGACAGGUAUGAGAGUAAGAACUUGGAAUCAUCAAUUUCAUUAGCUGCCACCAUACGUGAACUGUUAAGCCACAAGGACGCAGGGAAUGACGCAUUUAGAUCCGGAAAACAUACAGAAGCAGUGGAACAUUAUACUGUUGCUUUGUCUCGCAAUAUUGGAUCUCGGCCAUUUUCUGCAAUCUGUUUGUGCAACCGUGCUGCAGCACAUCAAGCUUUGGGACAAAUUACUGAUGCCAUUGCUGACUGCAGUCUUGCAAUAGCUCUUGAUGGAAAUUACGCUAAGGCAGUUUCUAGAAGAGCUACCUUACAUGAGAUGAUACGAGACUAUGGACAGGCUGCUAGUGAUCUCCAAAGACUUAUAUUUGUACUGGAAAACCAAUCUGGUGACAAGGCCAAAGAACCUAACUCACAAGGUAGCUCCACAGGUCGCACACAAGAAUUAAGGAAUGCUUAUCGACAUAUGCCUUUAAUGGAAGAAGAAGCUAAGAAAGGAAUCCCCUUCAAUUUUUACAUCAUUCUGGGAAUUAAACCAUCUGACUCAAGUGCUGACAUUAAGAAGGCUUAUCGUAAGGCUGCUCUGAAGCAUCAUCCUGACAAGGCUGGUCAGUUCUUGGCAAGAAGUGAGAGUGGAGAUGAAGGGCGACUCUGGAAAGAAAUCUCUCUUGAGGUUCACAAGGAUGCUGACAGACUCUUUAAAAUGAUUGGAGAGGCAUAUGCAGUACUUUCAGAUCCCAACAAGCGCUCAGAAUAUGAUUUUGACGAAGACAUAAGAAAAUCAGCAAAGGAAAGCAAGGAUCACGGCAUCUACAGAAAACCUUCAGAUGUUCAGAGUCCUAGACGCAGCAGUAAUAGAAAACCAGAUUUCUAUAGCUCUCCAUUUGAGAGAAGCUCUUAUUGUCGGAACAGUAGGGAGAGUUGGAGGACAUAUGGAGAUUCAUUUUCACGUUGGUAAAAGGAACUUGAGAAUUGAGUUCUUCUGUACAAGUUUUUUGCUGGUUUUGAAGUGGCCCUAGGAUCCAUAGCCAGUUAAUUGGGAAUUUGGUUCUGGCCUGGUGAUCAGCCGAUCAAGAAUUACUUCCAUAUGUAUGAAUGCAUCCAUUCAAAAGCACCGGCCUUCUAUGGAUAUGGAUAUCUUGAGUUUGGUAUCCAUAUAAUCUACAGAAAUACAGAUGAGGUAAAUCAGCUUAUCUCAAUUCCACAGUAAUGUUUGGAUAUAUAACUUGCUACUGUCAGCAGAUGACUUGUGCCCGCACCUCUGAUCUUCUGCAAGAGCUAGCCGGGAUAGAAGAGAUUUCUGAGUUUGCUGGGAGAAAAAUAGGACAAGUUGUAAGGUCCAUUUGUGUCUAUAUAUAAACGAUUUUCUUUUCAUUGGUAAUUUGUUUGUACUACCAAUGUUAUAAUUAUAAUUGCACUGCAUAAUGGAAAAGUUGUUCCUUGCUAGUGGUAGACUAGUCAUUUGCUUCUCA